CCACAAGACGAGUUGAAGUCAAUGUCCUCUAGCUAACAAGUUAGAAGCACCACACAAUCAUAAAGGGAAUACACUGAAUGAAGCUGAAUUAUUCGAACUUGGAAGGACCAACCAACUCCUCAUCACGAAAUUUCCACAAAAACUACAAUUCCACGUCUUGCAAUCACAUCGCUUGUUUCAAAGUCUUGGAAAUGAAAGGUAACAACAAAAAUUAAAGGCAAAAAUGAAAAUUACGUUGCAGGAACCUUCCAAAUUCCAAAAUAACAAUGAAAUUAUUAGCCCCUCAGACCCCUAUAUGGUUAAUUAUCUUUGUCUUGUUGCCAACAAAUUAUUGAGAACUGCUUCUUCAUCUUCACUGUAAGCUUUGAUAUACCACCACACAGUUCGGUUACAAAGCCUGGAGCGUUGCAUUUUUUACUCACCUUCAUAUCUAAAUUUCUGAUCACUUGUUGAGAUCAUGCCAUGGCUGCUGAACUUGUUGGUGGAGCUUUACUUUUUAGCUUCAUUGACGUUGUCAUUGACAGGCUCCUUACAACUGAUGCUGUCAACUUGGUCUUGGGCAACGAACUUGGCCCUGACUUGGUUGAAAAGCUGAAGACUGCUCUGUUGGGUGCUGAAGCUCUUGUUGCUGAUGCUGAGAUGAAGCAGUUUGGCAAUCCAUCGGUGAGGAAGUGGCUCGAUAAUCUCAGGGAUGCUGUUUACUGUGCUGAGGACUUGCUGGACACUGUCCUCAUCAAAGCCACCACACAAAAGAAGAAAAGUUCUUGCUGUUCCCUUAGCUUCUUCAUCAACCGACAUAGAGAUGACAUGGUAGACAAGAUGGAAGGGGUAGUUAUAAGAAUUGAGGAUCUUGGAAAACAAAAAGAUUUCCUUGGUCUUGAAAAGAUUCCCACUGGUAGCUCAUCAUGGAGGACUCCAACCAGUUCUCUUGUGAGAGGGAAUGUGUAUGGCAGGGAGGAUGACAAGAAGGCCCUAGUCCAGAUGCUGAAUGACAACAAUGAGCAUCACCUGUCUGUGAUAGCUAUUGUUGGCAUAGGUGGGGUUGGUAAAACAACUUUAGCCCAAUGGCUGUACAACAAUCAGGAGGAGUUCAUGAAGGGAUUUGAUCUGAAAGCAUGGGUUUGCGUUUCGGAGAAGUUUGAAGUUGUUGAGACUACAAGGAAUUUUAUAAAGGAGAUCUCUCCGGAUACUCAAUGUCUUGAGCACUUCAAUUCACUUCACCAUGCUUUGAAAGAAAAAUUGUUGAACAAGAAAUUCUUUAUUGUUCUGGAUGAUGUUUGGAGUGAUGAUGGUGACAAAUGGAGUAAUUUUAUGACCCCUUUCCAAUAUGGGAAGAAAGGAAGUAUUGUUCUUCUGACUACUCGCGGGAAUAAUGUUGCUUUAGCCGUUCAAAAUUGUCGCCCUUAUUUUCUCAGGAAGUUGUCAGAGGACUAUUGUUGGUCAAUGUUUGCAGAAAAUGCAUCUUUUCCAGAAUCAAAUGGGAGAGCAGCACUUGAAGAAAUAGGUAGAAAGAUUGUCAGGAAGUGUGAUGGCUUGCCAUUAGCUGCAGAAACACUUGGUCGCUUGUUACGUACAAAGCAUGAUGUUGAGGAAUGGAACAAGAUACUAAUGAGUCAUAUUUGGGGAUUUGCUGUGCAGAAGAGUAAGAUUAUCCCAGCAUUACUGAUAAGUUACUUCCAUCUUCCUCCACAUUUAAAGGGUUGUUUUGUUUACUGUGCAUUAUAUCCCAAGGAUUAUAAAUUUGUGAAGGAUGAAUUAAUCCUUUUGUGGAUGGCAGAAGCAUUGUUAACACCAGAAGGAGGAAAGAGUUUAGAAGUAAUUGGUCGUGAGUAUUUUGAUGAACUAACUUCCAGAUUAUUUUUUACAAAGAAUAAUGACGGGGAUGAUUAUUUUGAUGCACGAUCUCCUGCAUGACUUAGCAAUAUUCCUUGCUGGAGAUUUCUAUUGCAAUCUAGAAGAACUUGGUAAAGAGGAGGAGAUAAGGAUUCAGCCUCGACAUUUGUGUGCAAAUUUAUGUUAUUGUAGCUCAAAACUUCCUAAUUUGAUUUCUGAAGUAAAAUCUUUGAGAACAUUAUUAUUAUUUGGCGAUUGCUCAUCUUCCAACUGCAACAUUGAAGCGGCAACAUGGGACAUAUUAUCAAAGUUUAAAUACUUGAG
Molecule: messenger RNA, 2157 nt
Organism: Arachis stenosperma
Lineage: Eukaryota; Viridiplantae; Streptophyta; Magnoliopsida; Fabales; Fabaceae
Product: putative disease resistance RPP13-like protein 1
Exons: 1
Coding region: 463-1914 (483 amino acids)
Biological process (GO): defense response to other organism
Molecular function (GO): ADP binding
Source: RefSeq, a predicted model, not a curated record